UUUGUUUUACAGAUGGGAUUUCUGGAUCUGUUUUCUGCUGCUUCUAUGCCUAUUCUCAAGGUUCUGAUAGUUACUGCACUUGGCGCAUUUCUUGCACUGGAUUCUAUUGAUAUCUUGGGACAAAGUACAAGGAAGCAAGUCAAUAAUAUUGUGUUCUUUGUGUUCAAUCCAGCACUUGUGGGCAACAAUCUUGCUAGAACAAUCACUCUCGAAAGCAUCAUUUCUAUGUGGUUUAUGCCUUUGAAUAUUCUUAUUACAUUCAUAAUUGGGUCAGCACUUGGAUGGGUGCUUUUGAUAAUCACUAAACCACCGAAACAUCUAAAGGGCCUCAUCCUAGGUGCAUGUGCAGCUGGAAACAUGGGAAACUUGCCUUUGAUUAUAAUCCCAGCUGUAUGCAAAGAGAAAGGAAGUCCCUUUGGUGAUCCUGAUGUUUGCCAUGAGUAUGCCAUGGCUUAUGCUUCAUUAUCUUUGGCAAUUGGAGCCAUAUAUUUGUGGACUUAUGUGUACAACCAAGUACGGAUAUUCUCGGGUCAUUCCCAAGAUACUAGCAACACUGUUGUCGAAGAGACAGUAAUCAUACAAGAGGAUUUGACUGAAACCUUGCUUCAAUCAUCUUCACUUAUUCCUGGUAACAAGAAGGGAACAGUGAAGGUAUUAGAUAGAAUGAAGCAACAUUUGGGGUAUAUUUCAAGACUGGUUAAUUUAAAAGUGUUGUUCGCACCAUCAACCAAUGGAGCGAUUGUGGGUUUCAUUGUGGGAACAAUCGCGCCAAUUCGCAGGCUAUUAAUAGGCACUACAGCUCCUCUUCGGGUGAUACAAGAUUCUGCAUCGUUAGUAGGGGAUGCCGCAAUCCCAACUACUACAUUGAUUUUGGGUGCUAACCUCUUACGAGGUUUGAAAGGAUCAUCUCGUGUCUCGUUACCAAUUGUGUUUGGAAUUGUAACAGUUCGGUUAGUUGUGUUGCCACUUUUUGGCAUUUUAAUCGUGAAGGGAGCUGUUUAUGUGGGCUUAGUGCAUGCAGAUCCUCUUUAUCUAUUUGUUCUUCUCCUACAGUUUGCGCUUCCACCUGCGAUGAACAUUGGUACGAUAACACAGUUAUUUGGAGCUGGUGAGAGUGAAUGUUCAGUGAUUAUGUUGUGGUCUUAUGGUUUGGCUUCUAUAUCACUCACCCUUUGGUCGAUGUUCUUCAUGUGGCUUGUGGCUUGAUUCAUUAUUUUAUUACCAAUCAAAAAAUUUUGUAAAAUAGUCACUUUUAAUCUUAAAAUAUGUUGUCAUCAAAUUGACAUUGUAAUAAUGCUGGUGAACUACCAAACUACUCAUAAAGUUUCAAUUGGUACGGGAGACGCUCAAAAUUAUCAAAAUAUGAAAUUGCAUGAGGUUCUAUUUUUUAAAACCAACUGACAAUAGAAUGGAGUAUUCAUCGCCUUAUAUUCUA
Messenger RNA from Lactuca saligna, 1435 nucleotides. Lineage: Eukaryota; Viridiplantae; Streptophyta; Magnoliopsida; Asterales; Asteraceae. The record is from the annotation of a GenBank genome assembly.